Molecule: messenger RNA, 327 nt
Organism: Trypanosoma theileri
Lineage: Eukaryota; Euglenozoa; Kinetoplastea; Trypanosomatida; Trypanosomatidae
Exons: 1
Coding region: 1-327 (108 amino acids)
Source: RefSeq, a predicted model, not a curated record
AUGGUUUCUUGGUGCCGCCGUUUCCUGGGAUCCAGGAACCCGCGGCUCUCCGAUCUUUCUGGGUUAAUGGGGGUUUCUUUUUCUCAGGAUGCUCUUCGGCGCGUUGGCCGUCUAAAUUGCAAAUGCCUACGCGACUUUGGCAACAUUGGUGGUCUCGCCUGCCACAAAAAGUUUAAACAUCCACAUGGAACUCCAAUUCUGCCGGCAACAACACAAGUAACCUUUCCACGAAAUAAGAAACGCCAGCGAGAUACGUCGCCACCGGAGCGUGAGAGGACAGAGAAAAAGUCCAAUGCGGAGUCUGCCAGGAGUUCUACGCACAUCUAG